Molecule: messenger RNA, 369 nt
Organism: Gongylonema pulchrum
Lineage: Eukaryota; Metazoa; Nematoda; Chromadorea; Rhabditida; Gongylonematidae
Source: the annotation of a GenBank genome assembly
AUGCAAAUUCGUAUAUGCAAAACUCGCUUGGCUGUGACAGAGCCAUGUUGGUUGGUCAGGAAAGCGUAUUUUUGUGAGGAAACGCAAGGACGAGGGUGUAGAAGUCAAGCAGCAGUGGGAGGUCCGGGAUCUGUGGCUGGAGCCGGUGUUGGUGGUCCAGGAUCAGUGCACUCGCAGUCUGGUGCUCCUGCAAACGCUGUAACUGGUGGUAAUCAAGGAAAUGGCCCUGGUAAUGGUUCGACCGGGAACUCUGCUUCAGGCGGGCAAGAAGAAGCAAGUGAAAUUUCAAAAAUAAAACAAAGUUUGUUCGACGACUUAAAACAUUUUGGCGCCAAAGAAGAGAGCAGCGGUGAAGGAUAUUUCUCAUAA